GCGUGGCGCGGGGGGCGGGCCGGGCGCGCGCACGGCGCAUGCGCAGUGCCCCCCGUGUCCCGGCGGCGGCGAGCGCGGGCGCGUGCGCGGCGAUGUCGGGGUACGGCGUGGAGGAGCGCGCCGGGCCCCACAGCCCCGAGUACCGGCUCUUCUUCAAGGAUGCCGCCGGGCGCUACAUCUCCCCGUUCCACGAUAUCCCCAUCUACGCGGACGCCGGGAAGAAUGUGUUCAACAUGGUCGUGGAGGUACCUCGAUGGACAAAUGCUAAAAUGGAGAUUUCAACAAAGGAACCCUUAAACCCAAUUAAGCAAGAUGUGAAGAAGGGGAAACUGCGCUUCGUAGCGAACGUGUUUCCCCACAAGGGCUACAUCUGGAAUUACGGCGCCAUCCCACAGACUUGGGAAGACCCAAGUCACAAGGAUGAAAAUACUGGUUGCUGUGGAGAUAACGAUCCGAUUGAUGUGUGCGAAAUUGGAAGCAAGGUCUGCUCUCGGGGAGAAGUCAUCAAAGUGAAGGUGCUGGGCACGCUGGCUCUGAUUGAUGAGGGAGAGACAGACUGGAAGGUGAUUGCUAUCAACGUUGAAGACCCGGAUGCAGACAGCUACAAUGACAUCGAGGAUGUCAGAAGGAUGAAGCCUGGAUACUUAGAAGCUACUGUGGACUGGUUCAGAAGAUACAAAGUACCUGAUGGAAAGCCAGAAAAUCAGUUUGCUUUUAAUGGAGAAUUUAAAGGCAAGGAUUUUGCCCUGGAAGUCAUCAAAGGCACCCACGAACACUGGAAAGCUUUAAUAACAAAGAAAACUGACGGAGGGGAGAUCAACUGCACCAACCUGACGGUGUCUGACAGCCCUUUCUGCUGUAGUCAAGACUGUGCAAAAGCUACUGUGAAUGCAGCACCACCGUGUAAAGCUGCCAGCCCCAUCCCACCCGAAGUUGACAAAUGGUUCUACUACCAGAAGAACUAAGUCCCGAGGAUGGUGGUGAGACAGCUGUGUCCUUCCCACCGAGGAGCUGCCACGCGCAGGAAUAGACCAGAAAAAUAGCUUCAGUGUCAGCAAGAAGACCUUGCCUGUAACUUUGCUGAUUAGAAUUCCAUACCUAGCAGUGACUUGUCUGCUGAGGCCUGGUGGAGGCUGGAAGAAAUAAUUUAUAAAAUCCAAACACCCUGCUUGUGCAUGGUCGUGUGGUGUGCUCUAAAUCGUGACAGGGGAUCACUCACCUGGGGCGUGUACGAAUGCUAGAAAUAAAAACUACUGAAAUCCA
Molecule: messenger RNA, 1263 nt
Organism: Poecile atricapillus (Black-capped chickadee)
Lineage: Eukaryota; Metazoa; Chordata; Aves; Passeriformes; Paridae
Gene: PPA1
Product: inorganic pyrophosphatase 1
Exons: 11
Coding region: 39-965 (308 amino acids)
Biological process (GO): phosphate-containing compound metabolic process
Cellular component (GO): extracellular exosome; cytoplasm
Molecular function (GO): inorganic diphosphate phosphatase activity; magnesium ion binding
Source: RefSeq, a predicted model, not a curated record